This is a messenger RNA of Tachysurus vachellii, 1130 nucleotides long. It is a transcript of the gene mrps16, whose product is annotated as mitochondrial ribosomal protein S16. Gene Ontology annotation, cellular component: ribosome; mitochondrial small ribosomal subunit. Gene Ontology annotation, molecular function: structural constituent of ribosome. Bases 194 to 598 code for a protein of 134 amino acids. The transcript has 4 exons. NCBI's taxonomy places the organism in Eukaryota, Metazoa, Chordata, Actinopteri, Siluriformes, Bagridae. The record is from RefSeq and is a predicted model, not a curated record. Gene Ontology annotation, biological process: mitochondrial translation.
AAAAAAAAAAAAAAAUGGCGGCGCCCUUGCAAAUGUCACGUUGAUGUCGGUGUUGCUGUUUUACGAAGCGAACCGUAAUUUCUUCUCCAAGAAAUACAUCUCCAAGAUUUUAUACAAAGUGAGUCAAAAUCUUUGAAGUGAGAAAUGAAAUUUUUGGGAUAAGAAAGUUCAUUCCCAUGAUUGAAACAGAACUAUGGUGCAUCUGUCAUCAUUAUUACUGAAAAAGUACCACGGCGGUCAUGUGGUUAUCCGACUGGCACUGGGUGGUGCCACCAACAGACCAUUUUACCGCAUUGUGGCCGCCUACAACAAAAGGGCACGAGAUGGAAAAUAUAUCGAGCAGCUGGGAUCAUACGACCCGCUCCCCAACAUCUACAACGAGAAACUGGUCAGCUUCAACUACGACAGGAUCAAGUACUGGAUUGGAUGUGGAGCUCAUCCUACUAAACCCAUAGCCAAACUUUUAGGACUGGCCGGAUUUUUCCCGUUGCAUCCUAUGACCAUCACAGAGGCAGAACGGAGGAAAGCAGCAGCAGCUCUGAAACAGGAAGUUACACCUCAGGAAGAAAGCGAAGAAGAAAAGCAGGCAGAACAGUAGUGCUUAAUGCCUAAAACAACACAAUGUCUUUCCCAGCAUCAUUUUAGAAGAACUCUGCUCACACACAUGUGAUCUAAUGAGACUGAUGGUCUAAUGGUUUGUUUUUGUUUUGUUUUUUUAUAUCAGUUAAACUAAACUUUGAUUUUUAUUUAGUGCUAAUAAAUGUAAUCACAUUCAAAUAAUCAAAACAUAUUUGUAAGAAUUUUUUUUUUAUGUUUCAUGUUUUUUGCACAUUUUAUUAAGUGAAUUUUAAAAAAAAAGAAUUUUUCCUUUCAAAGACCUCUUAGAUUCAUUGCCAUGUAUCUGAUGAGUUUUAUGCCAAAUAUUCAUGUGCACGAGUCUCACGGGUUCACGUCUCUCUUAUGAAGGGUUUCCUGCAGCUUAAACUGGUGGUUAAUAUAAAUAAUAGAAUGUUUAACAGAAAAUAUUUUCUUUAUCCUAGGCAAGCUCCAUAUUCAGAUCAAAUUGAAAUAGCAAAGAGAGGUGUGGCUGUUAUGACUACGGUGCAAUAAAAAAACGUUUCUAAGAAUAA